This is a messenger RNA of Paramuricea clavata, 291 nucleotides long. The record is from the annotation of a GenBank genome assembly. NCBI's taxonomy places the organism in Eukaryota, Metazoa, Cnidaria, Anthozoa, Malacalcyonacea, Plexauridae.
UUUGCAUGUGAUCGAUGUGAGAAGUACAUUCUCGGUCCGCAAUGUGAUAAGCACGUCUUUAAGAUUAUUGCCAACACUGCGCCAAAGACUAAAUGUGGUUCCAAGUACGCAGUGAAAACACUCCCUGCCAACUUAUGUGUAAAACCUUCUUCAAUUCCUCAUGCGGGAAAAGGAGUUUUCGCCAAAGACAAGAUUCCAGAAAGAACGCGUUUCGGCCCUUAUACUGGAGUCGAAAUUGAAUUUAAAAAUAUCAACGGAAUGGAUACUUCGUACAUGUGGGAGGUACGUUAA